Magallana angulata is the source of this 1089-nucleotide messenger RNA. Its product is annotated as ribosome production factor 1-like. The transcript has 9 exons. The record is from RefSeq and is a predicted model, not a curated record. The coding region runs from base 28 to 1005 and encodes 325 amino acids. Gene Ontology annotation, molecular function: rRNA primary transcript binding. Gene Ontology annotation, biological process: maturation of LSU-rRNA; maturation of 5.8S rRNA. Lineage: Eukaryota; Metazoa; Mollusca; Bivalvia; Ostreida; Ostreidae. Gene Ontology annotation, cellular component: nucleolus; preribosome, large subunit precursor.
GAGAAAGACUUAACAUAUAAAAACAGAAUGGCUCCCAAAAAGAUGAAAGUGGAAAACGUGGAAGAAGAAAACCAAAAGGAAGUCACAGAAGAUGUCCAAACAAUUCCGAAACCAAAUAUUUCGCGUAUCAAAAAUAAAAUUCUACGAAAUGAAAUGUACAAGAAACUCCGAGUUGAGAAGAGAAAGGCAAAACUAAAAGAGAAGCAAAGGAAGAAAAAGGAAGCAGAGAGCAUGGGAGAAGAGGCUCCACCUAAGCAAGUGCCAAAAACCAUAGAGAGCAUGAGAGUAAAAGAUGAAACUAUGGUCAACACGGAGGACACAGAGGUAAUGUUGGAUGAAGCCCAAGAUGAGCUGGCCACAUAUUUCAACAGAGAAACAUCACCACAAAUACUAAUAACCACUUGUGAUAGACCUUGUCUGAGGACAAACAAAUUUUGUAAAGAAUUGAAACUAACAAUCCCAAACUCAGAGAUCAAGUACAGGAGAGGAUUGGAUUUAAAGAAAAUCAUCCCACAGGCAAAGGAGAGGGGUUAUACAGACAUCAUUAUUGUGAAUGAAGACCGAAAGGAACCCAAUGGAUUGGUCAUCACUCACCUGCCUGAGGGCCCCACAUUACAUUUCAAACUCAGCAGCGUCCGGCUUACCACAGAGAUAAAGAGAGUUGGAGAAAUGAGUAAACAUAAACCAGAGUUAAUCCUGAAUAACUUUGGGACACGACUUGGCCAUUCUGUUGGGAGGGUGUUUGCCUCGUUAUUUCCACAUGACCCACAGUUCCAUGGACGGAGAGUGGUCACUUUCCAUAACCAGAGGGACUUUAUUUUCUUUAGGCAUCAUAGAUACGUCUUUAGAAACAAUAAAAGGGUUGGAUUAAAGGAGUUGGGUCCAAGAUUUACCCUAAAGCUGCGGUCCUUGCAGAAAGGAACGUUUGACUCAAAGUAUGGAGAAUAUGAGUGGGUGCACAAGAGGAAAGAAAUGGAAACAAGCAGGAGGAAGUUUUCUUUAUAAAUCUGUGGUCUUUUUUGUUAAAUAAAAUAUAUUAGAUAUGAAAAAACGGUUUUCUGUUUUAUUUUACCAACAACAAUUGAUGUA